Messenger RNA from Penicillium brevicompactum, 3549 nucleotides. RefSeq names its product GTPase BMS1. Gene Ontology annotation, cellular component: nucleus; 90S preribosome. The transcript is spliced from 3 exons. Bases 1 to 3549 code for a protein of 1182 amino acids. The record is from RefSeq and is a predicted model, not a curated record. Gene Ontology annotation, biological process: ribosome biogenesis; endonucleolytic cleavage of tricistronic rRNA transcript (SSU-rRNA, 5.8S rRNA, LSU-rRNA); maturation of SSU-rRNA from tricistronic rRNA transcript (SSU-rRNA, 5.8S rRNA, LSU-rRNA). Gene Ontology annotation, molecular function: GTP binding; U3 snoRNA binding; GTPase activity. Lineage: Eukaryota; Fungi; Ascomycota; Eurotiomycetes; Eurotiales; Aspergillaceae.
AUGGAGCAACAAGCCAACAGGGCGCAUCGCCCUGCAAAGGAGAAGAAGAAAUUUGAGGGUGCCAAUCCAAAGGCCUUCGUUACCUCGAGGCCUGGAAAGCUCAACAAGCAGGCAGCGCGAGCGCAUGAUGUCAAAGAAAAGAGACUCCAUGUGCCUCUUGUGGAUCGCAUGCCCGAGGAGGCACCGCCGGUCGUCGUCGCAAUCGUUGGACCUCCGGGAGUGGGCAAGACCACUCUCCUGAAAUCUCUCAUCCGUCGCUAUACCAAGCAGUCUCUCAGCUCGCCCCAGGGACCAUUGACAGUUGUCACAACCAAGCGCCAGCGUCUCACCUUCCUCGAAUGUCCGUCCGAUUCGCUCGCUGCCGCUAUCGAUGUUUCAAAGAUCGCAGACAUCGUGCUCCUCAUGAUUGACGGAAACUUUGGAUUCGAGAUGGAGACCAUGGAGUUCUUGAACGCCUUGUCAACGGCCGGUAUGCCUGGAAACGUCUUCGGUAUCCUGACACAUCUGGAUCAAUUUAAGAAGCAGAGUACUUUGAAGGAUGCUAAGAAGCGCCUCAAGCACCGUUUCUGGAGUGAACUUUACUCCGGCGCAAAGCUGUUCUAUCUGUCUGGUGUUAUCAAUGGCCGCUACCCCGAUCGCGAAGUGCACAAUCUUUCUCGAUUCUUGUCCGUCAUGAAGAACCCUCGUCCCAUCAUCUGGCGCAACUCCCACCCGUACGCCCUCGCCGAUCGCUUUUUGGACAUUACGCCGCCUACUCAGAUCGAAGAGAACCCGAAAUGUGACCGCACAGUUGCGCUUUACGGUUAUCUACGCGGUACCAACUUCCCAGCUCACAGCGCGCGAGUCCAUGUGCCUGGUGUUGGUGACUUGACUGUUGCCGGCAUUGAGAGUUUACCUGACCCAUGCCCCACUCCCUUCAUGGACCAGCAGAUUCAAAAGGCGACUGGGAAGUCCAAGGCUCGUAAGCUCGGUGAAAAGCAAAAGCUGCUUUUCGCUCCGAUGUCUGAUGUCGGUGGUGUCCUGGUCGAUAAAGAUGCAGUCUACAUUGAUGUCAAGUCUAACACCUUUGACCGGGAUUCCGAAGAAGACUCAGACGAUGAGGAGCGCCGCGGUCUUGGUGAACACCUUGUGGUCGGUCUUCAGGGCGAUCGCAAGAUGCUUGGUGAGGCCGACCAAGGUGUUCGUCUGUUCCGUGGUGGUGAGGCAGUUGCCAAGGUGGACGAUGACGAAACCGGCAGGAAGGGUCAUCGCCGUGCGCGCAUUGCCGAAACUGAACAGGAUGACAAUGAAAUUCCUGAAGGAUCCGACAGCGAGGAUGACGAGGAAAUGGACGGGGAUGAUGUGACCGACGACGAGGGUGAAAUCGACAUGUCCGCGCCCGCAGAUUUCGAGUCUCGUUUCAAGGCCAAACAAAAUGGAAAGGAGGCAGAGCAAGAAGAGAUGGCGUUCGCCGACAGUGAUUCCGACCUCGGAUCUAUCUCAUCUGCUGACGAGCAAGAGCUUGAGAGCGGCGAUGAAGACGAAAGUGAUGAGGAUGAGGAUGAGGACGAAGACGAAGAUGAAGACUCUGAAGGUAAUGUUCGUUGGAAGGACAACAUGCUCGCAAAUGCUCAAGCUAUUCACGGAAAACGUCCACCCUGGCGAGUCACCGAUCUGUCACGAAUGAUGUACGAUGAAUCCAUUGCGCCAGCCGAUGUUGUGAAGACAUGGCGCGGUGAUGAUUCCGACAACGAUGAUGACGAAGACGAGACCGCGGACGACAACGGCGAAGAUUUCUUCAAAAAGACAAACAACGAGAAGAAGGACCAAGAAGACUUCCGCGCUGUUCCAGAAUACGACUACGACGAGCUGGAGCGAAAGUGGCGCGAUGAGGAGUUGCUCGAAUCACUCAGACGCCGCUUCAUCACUUCCAAGCUUUCUGGCGGUGGGUCAGAUGACGAGGACGACAUGGAUGAAGAUGAGGAUGAGGAGGAUGAGGGCGAUGGUGACUACGAAGACCUGGAAUCUGGCGAGGUCUUCAAUGGCAUCAAAGAAGACGGUGAGGACGACGAUGAAGAAGAGGGCGAUGAGGACGCCGAAGAAACUCCCGACCUCGAAGCCGAGCGUGAACGGAAUGCCAAGAAGAAGGAAGAGCUCAAGCUCCGUUUCGAGGAGGAAGAUCGCGAAGGUUUCGGAAAAGCUCAAGACGAUACGCGAGAUGGUCUCGACGGCGAGUUUGGAGAAGACGACUGGUAUGACCUACAAAAGGCCAAGCUGCAAAAGCAGACCGACAUCAACCGCGCCGAAUUUGAUAACCUCGAUCCUGCUUCGCGCGCUCGCGCUGAAGGCUACAAGGCUGGCACAUACGCACGCAUCGUCUUGGAGAACGUUCCCUACGAGUUCGUCCAAAAGUUCAACCCUCGUUUCCCCGUCAUUGUCGGUGGUCUUUCGCCUACUGAGGACCGCUUCGGAUACGUGCGUAUUCGUAUCAAGAGACAUCGCUGGCACAAGAAGAUUCUCAAGACCAAUGACCCAUUGAUCUUCUCACUUGGUUGGCGCCGCUUCCAGACGAUGCCCAUCUACAGUACCUCCGACAGUCGGACAAGAAACCGUAUGCUGAAGUACACACCUGAGCAUAUGCACUGCUUUGCUACAUUCUAUGGACCACUUGUCGCGCCCAACACUGGUUUCUGCUGUGUGAACUCAUUCUCCAACAAGAACCCCGGUUUCCGUAUCGCCGCUACUGGUGUUGUUGAGAGCGUCGACGAGCACACAGAAAUUGUCAAGAAACUCAAGCUUACUGGUGUGCCUUACAAGAUCUUCAAGAACACCGCUUUCAUCAAGGAUAUGUUCAACUCCUCGCUAGAAAUUGCCAAGUUCGAAGGUGCAUCCAUCAAAACCGUCUCUGGUAUUCGAGGUCAGAUCAAGCGUGCACUCGCUAAGCCCGAUGGAUGCUUCCGUGCCACAUUCGAGGAUAAGAUUCUGAUGAGUGACAUUGCCUUCCUACGUGCUUGGUACCCCAUCAAGCCCCACCGCUUCUACAAUCCUGUGACGAACUUGCUGGAUCAAGUGGAGGGUGAAAAGGGCGACAGCGGAUGGCAAGGCAUGCGUUUGACUGGUGAAGUCCGUCACGCUCAGGGUAUCGCCACGCCUCAACUUAAGGAUUCUACCUACAAGCCCAUUGAGCGACAGGAGCGUCAUUUCAACCCGCUUCGUGUCCCCAAGCAGCUGGCCGCCGACCUUCCCUUCAAGUCCCAGAUCACUAAGAUGAGGGGCCACAAGGACCAGACCUACAUGCAGAAGCGUGCUGUUGUCCUUGGUGGCGAGGAAAAGAAGGCCCGCGAUCUCAUGCAGAAGCUCACCACCAUGCGCAACGAGAAGCAAGCUAAGCGUUCUGCCAAACAGGAGGAGCGUCGCAAGGUUUACCGCGCGAAGGUGGCUGAUAGUCUGGAGAAGAAGGCCGAGCGUGAGAAGAGAGAGCGCAAUGAUUACUGGCGCAAGGAGGGUAAGAAGCGCAAGAACCCAGAUGAGGAGUCUGGUGGCCGUGGCCGUGGCAAGAAGCGCAAGUGA